AUGAAUGUUCUAGAGACAUGGAAUGUGUCUGUUGGAGGAGUACUGCUGGUAAUCCUGUGCACUUACAUCCUUGGUGGAAAGCUAUUGCGAUUGUACCUGUUUGAUUCCUCAAACUCAUUUCUGCGUCAUCGACCAGUUGUUCAAGUGGUUGUGUUGGGUGACAUUGGAAGAUCUCCAAGGAUGCGUUCUCAUGCUGUGCAAUUAGCUGAUGCAGGAUGCAUAGUAGAUCUUAUUGGUUAUGUUGAAACACAUCCUACUAGUCGUAUUACAACCCAUAGAUCUAUUCGUGUCCGUCGCCUACGUCCUGCUUUUAGUUUACCUGAAAAGUUCCCAAAGUUGAUUUAUAUUCUAUGGGCACCUUUCAAGGCAAUCUGGAUAGCUCUUCAAUUGGCUUGGGUUAUGAAUUGUAUUACACAAACUCCUGAAUACAUCUUUAUACAAAAUCCACCGGCUAUUCCGACAUUGGCUAUUGCUCGCUGGACAUCAUGUUUACGUGGUGCGAAACUUGUGAUUGAUUGGCACAACUUUGGCUAUUCUAUUCUAAAAGUCAAGUUGGGCCAAUCAUGGAUAGUACGGAUUGCUCAACGAUACGAACAGUACUUUGGAAACACUGCCUAUUGUCAUCUGACAGUGACCGAUCGAAUGCAUAAAGAACUUACAAACUGGAACGUCAAAGGCAAAAUUGUCACAUUCAAAGAUAGUCCUCCUUAUCAUUUCAAACGCUUGUCGACUAAAGAAGUACACGACUUUUUUGUUGGAUUUAGACUUCAGGAUAUUGUCAAAAAAGAAACUCUUGAUGCCAAUGAAUUCCUCGGACGCCAACCAUAUUCUCCAAAUGAGACUCUGAUGACACUCAAUGGAAACGAAUGUGUGUCUAGACAGGACCGACCAAAACUUAUUGUGUCCUCGACUUCAUGGACAGAAGACGAGGAUUUCGGAUUGCUUCUGAAGGCUGUCGAGAUCUAUGAGGAAAAGGCCAAAAAAGACAAGGGCUAUCCGAAAUUACUGUUCGUGAUUACCGGAAAGGGACCGCUGAAGAGUGUGUACGAAGAACGGAUAUCUCGCAUGAAACUCCAAAAGACGCGUGUUGUUACUGUCUGGCUGGAAUCGAAUGAUUACCCUCUGUUGCUUGGAAGUGCAGACCUCGGUAUCUCGCUCCACACUAGUUCGAGUGGCAUGGAUUUGCCGAUGAAAGUGGUUGAUAUGUUUGGAUGUGGAUUGCCAGUUUGUGCAGUAGAUUUUGAAUGUCUCCAUGAGCUUGUUGAAGAUGGCAAGAACGGACUAGUAUUUCAAACCGGAGAAGAGCUAGCCGAGAAAUUAGAGGUAUGA
Molecule: messenger RNA, 1329 nt
Organism: Phycomyces blakesleeanus NRRL 1555(-)
Lineage: Eukaryota; Fungi; Mucoromycota; Mucoromycetes; Mucorales; Phycomycetaceae
Product: glycosyltransferase family 33 protein
Exons: 6
Coding region: 1-1329 (442 amino acids)
Cellular component (GO): endoplasmic reticulum
Molecular function (GO): mannosyltransferase activity
Source: RefSeq, a predicted model, not a curated record